Molecule: messenger RNA, 365 nt
Organism: Racocetra persica
Lineage: Eukaryota; Fungi; Glomeromycota; Glomeromycetes; Diversisporales; Gigasporaceae
Source: the annotation of a GenBank genome assembly
AGAUAGAAAAAGAUCCGAAACCCUUUAUGGUGGAUUAAUAAAAGAAGUUAAGGACGAUAAAGAGAGAAAAUCUUGUAUUAUUAGAGAUUUGCUUUAUAAAGUAGACGAUGGAGUAUUGGAUGAACUAGAUAUUAUUCACAUUAUCAGCAAUUUAUUUUCGGCGGGAACUGAUACGGUUUCAGCGAGUUUGACCCGGAUCACCGCAGCCUUAGCCAACAAUCCUCAAGUCCAAUUCAAAGCUCAUCAAGAACUCGAUCAAGUAAUUGGCCAAUCUCGUCUACCAAACAUAUUUGAUGAACAAAAUAUCCCUUACAUACGCGCAAUCGUCAAAGAAGGUCAAAGAUACUGUGGACCAAUUUAUUUGG